AUGGCAAUCAAGCAGGGUAAAGUGAGACUGGCGAAAUGGUUCACUACCCUGUCUCCCAAAGAUAAGGCCAAAAUCAUCAAAGAUGUCACACAGCUAGUCCUUUCGCGCCGCACGCGCAUGUGCAACUUCCUCGAGUAUAAAGACACCAAAGUCGUCUACCGCCGCUAUGCAUCCCUCUUCUUCAUCGCCGGGUGCUCGUCCGAUGACAACGAGCUGAUCACCCUUGAAAUCGUCCAUCGGUACGUCGAGCAGAUGGACAAGUACUACGGAAACGUCUGCGAGCUGGAUAUCAUAUUCAACUUCCAGAAGGCUUAUUUCAUCCUGGAUGAAUUGCUGUUGGCUGGGGAGAUGCAGGAAAGCAGUAAGAAGAAUGUACUACGCUGUAUUUCGCAGCAGGAUAGCUUGGAGGAUAUGGAGUUUGCUGCGCCUAACCAUGCUAAUGAUUUUGUCUACCCAUGA
Molecule: messenger RNA, 459 nt
Organism: Histoplasma mississippiense
Lineage: Eukaryota; Fungi; Ascomycota; Eurotiomycetes; Onygenales; Ajellomycetaceae
Exons: 5
Coding region: 1-459 (152 amino acids)
Biological process (GO): vesicle-mediated transport; protein transport
Cellular component (GO): intracellular membrane-bounded organelle; AP-1 adaptor complex
Molecular function (GO): clathrin-cargo adaptor activity
Source: RefSeq, a predicted model, not a curated record